GUUUCCCUCAGUGUGUGCAGACGGAGUUACCAGCGGAUAGCUAAUCCUGUCCUCUUCCCCCCGGUUCUGUGUGACAAACACACCCAUGACACGGCGGAUUUGACUCAGGGGGAGACCCCAGGUUCUCCAGAAGUUAGAAUCUCUCUUCGGGUCACUUUCCUCCCCCUCCGCCCAUCACAGCAACGACUGCCAUGGAGAACUCUUCGGUGGCGUCUGCAUCGUCUGAAGCUGGGAGCACACGCUCGCAGGAGAUAGAAGAGCUGGAGCGCUUCAUCGACAGCUACGUGCUGGAGUAUCAGGUGCAGGGGCUGCUGGAAGACAAGGCAGAUGGAGACUUGGACUUGGACAGUGGUGGCAAAGAACCACAGUGGACAGACGACUACACUGACCAGAGAGAUGAUAGUUGGACAUCAUCACAAGGAAGACGCUCCUCUAAACCUGAUGAAUGGGAACAUAGCAGUAAUGGCAGCACAGGUUCUAGGCCCAGUUCAGGAUCUAGACCUGGAUCUGGCUCACGCUCUGGCAGCAGGGGCCGGCAAAACCAAUUCAUAGCUUCUGCAAAGAAUGGGAAUAGAGAUGGCUCCUUUGACAUCUUGGGGACAGAUAUUUGGGCUGCAAACACUAUGGACUCACACGGAGGUGCAGGUUGGGAUGUGCAGCCAGAAAAGCUUGACUUCAGCCAUUUUCACAGAAGAAACUUCAGAGGAAUGCCAAAGCCCCUGCCCCACAUUGACAGAGAGGGUAUGAACAAAAACCAGUUUGCAGAGGAUGAUGGAAUAGACAUGAAUGACCUGGAGAGGUUCCUACCUCAUCUGCACUCUGUCUUUCCACCACUUCCCAACGAGGCUGAGAUUGCUCACACCAAAAAGCUUUUUCGACGCAGGAAGAACGACCGACGACCAUUUGAUCACAUCAUCCGUGACCAUUUAACCAUACUUCUGCCUCCUGGCCCAGACGGGAAGCGACGAGUCUCAGCCAGGAGGCAGCAGCGACCUCAGGGGGGAGGAGGAGGAGGAGGAGGGAAGAACCAACCUCAGCAGACACAACAGUCGCCAUCGCACCAGAGGGAUCAAACUCAACAGUUGUCUCCAAACCACCAGGAGUUAAAUUCAACAGAACUGGGAGACAACAAAAACCAUAAUGCUGGUCGACCACCUCGCCUGAACCAUGGAGGACACGGGCAGCGCCAAGGAGGACCCCCGCAUCACGGAUACAGCCAGAACCGGCGUUGGCACCACAAUCAGAAAGGCCAAGGACAUGGACAGACAAACACCAUUAGUGAUAAAGACGUGCCACCAAAAACAACCAAAGACAACGAGACUGAGGGUGGGAAAGCGGGCGACGAGCAAAUCAAACCUUCUCCAGAAUGUAACAAUAAGAGUCCCAAACCUGACUCCGCACCCAGUACAAAUGCUCCCCCAGAUCUGAGGGUUAAUGAGGAACCUCCCAAUCCACCAGAAAGUGGGGGCAAGCUCCAGGCUGAGCUCCCAAAAAUCAACCUUCUGCAGUCGUCGAAGGAAAGGCUAAGGAGGAGACUAAAAGACAAGGAGGAGGCACAAGUGAAGGAAUCACGGACGGGACCGCAGAACUUGGACCGGCUGCUGGACCUUCUCAACAACAUGAGGAGCAACAGCAGUGGAGUGGAGCAGCAGCUGGCCUCGUUCAUGGAGGAAGCGCAGUGUUCAGCUCAGUCCGAGGAGGCGCUGGCUCAGGUAGUCGGCACCAUCUACUCCAAGGCCGUUUCAGACCGAAGCUUUGCAGCGACGGCCGCAAAACUCUGUGACAAGAUGGCGCUGUUCAUGGUGGAGGGAACCAAGUUCAGAUCGCUGCUGCUCAACAUGCUGCAGAGGGACUUUUCCCGCCGAGAGGAGCUCCAGCAGUCCGAUGUGGAGCAGUGGUUGGGUUUCAUCACUUUCUUAUGUGAGGUGUUUGGCACCAUGAGGAGCAGCUCCGGUGACCCGUUCAGGGUGCUGGUGUGUCCCAUCUACACUUGUUUACGAGAGCUGCUCGAGUCAACAGAUGUCAAAGAAGACGCAGUCCUUUGUUGCUCCAUGGAGUUGCAAAGCGCAGGGGGUCUCCUGGAGGAGCAGCUUCCCGAGAUGAUGAUGGAGCUUUUAGCAGCUGUCAGAGACAAGAUGUUGUGUCCAGCCGAGUCCCAGUUGACCCGCUCUCUGCUCAUGGAGGUCAUCGAGCUGCACGCACACCGCUGGAGCCCCCUGGAGGCUCUCACCACCCAAUACUACAACCGGACCAUCCAAAAGCUCACCACAACUGCCUAGUUCCCACAGAAGGAAGAGGAGACUACCCCCCCUUUUUUUUUUUCUGAUGCCCCAAGUCUCAUUGUGAACAUUACAGAACGUCUUGCCUGCGUAAAGGGAUGCUGCUGGAGGUAAACGUUCAGACCAGUAGGAUGAUCAGAGCUGCGUGUGAUGGAUUUGAACAUUCGCUUCUAUUUGACCAGUAGGGGCGUCCUCAGCCACACACAAGCUGGGAGCUCCACCAGCUGUAGCUGCUGAGGAAUAAAAACAUUAAAAAAAUCAUGGGGGUGGGGGCGUGGGUGGUGGGAAGCAGAGAUCUGAACUCAAA
Molecule: messenger RNA, 2586 nt
Organism: Nematolebias whitei (Rio pearlfish)
Lineage: Eukaryota; Metazoa; Chordata; Actinopteri; Cyprinodontiformes; Rivulidae
Gene: ctif
Product: CBP80/20-dependent translation initiation factor
Exons: 14
Coding region: 192-2279 (695 amino acids)
Biological process (GO): regulation of translational initiation
Cellular component (GO): cytosol
Molecular function (GO): RNA binding; translation activator activity; protein binding
Source: RefSeq, a predicted model, not a curated record